Mitosporidium daphniae is the source of this 984-nucleotide messenger RNA. RefSeq lists its product as uncharacterized. Bases 1 to 984 code for a protein of 327 amino acids. NCBI's taxonomy places the organism in Eukaryota, Fungi, Microsporidia. Gene Ontology annotation, molecular function: structural constituent of ribosome; ribonucleoprotein complex binding; protein kinase activator activity. The record is from RefSeq and is a predicted model, not a curated record. Gene Ontology annotation, cellular component: ribosome; cytosolic large ribosomal subunit. The transcript has 2 exons. Gene Ontology annotation, biological process: translational elongation; cytoplasmic translation.
AUGACUUUCUCCCCCGAAACAGCUGUUGUUUACGCCGCUCUCAUUCUACAAGACGCUGGAGUUGAGAUCACCGCAGAAGGACUAUCUGCCAUUCUUUCCGCUGCCAACGUUCAAGUUGACUCAAUCUGGUGCACUCUUUUUGCAAAGACACUUGCCGGAAAAAACGUGAAUGACCUUCUCUUUUCAUUCUCUGCUGCCCCUGCUGCCAGCGCUCAAAGUGCUGCCCCAGCUGCUGCUGCCGCUUCUGGAGCUUCUGGAAGCUCGAAGAGCGCCCCAGCCAAGAAAGAACCCGAGCCAGAGCCAUCAGAUGAGGAGAUGGGAUUUGUGCUGCUGACCUUGUUUAGUACUCGCGUAUCUAGCGUGGUGUGGCAUGAGAUGGCGGUAACAUUUAGGGUUGCAACGAAAUUUCGAGCUUUUGGGAAUUUAAAUCUUUCAGGAAUACAACAUAUGACCAAGCCGAUUAUUCAAACCCAGGUCCUACCGGGAUCGCUGGCAUCUGCUUCAUACUCGACAGGAGCUAUUGAUGACCCCUGCACCAUCUCCGUAUACUGCUCAAUAAAUGGACCUCUUCCUGUUAAGCCCAGAUUAGAGCUUGAAGAUAGGGCUGCAAUCAAGUGCAUAUGGAGAUCCUCUCUUUCCUCGUCGACUCUCGCUUGGGUCGACAAUUUUACAAAGAAUCCACCGAUGGAAAUAGAUGGCAAUGAUUAUAGCGAUACCAACGAUACUGAAGAUACAAGUGGAAAGGAGGCCGGGAAAGAUCUUGAUUUAAGCAAGGGCUUUUCGUCUAGGUCGCCAAGGGAAAUCGAACAUAUUUUACACGGAAUUCUGUCGGAGACACUUCUCACACUACUAUUUCCUCGAUCGGGCUUUUUAUUCAGCUUCUUUUUAUCAAAAUCUGGAAAUAACUCUUCGUUCCAUGAAAUUUUAUCAUGUGCCAUAAAUUGCCUCUCCGUUGCCUUGAUAGAUUCUGGUUCGUCCAUUUGA